UGGCCCCUCUCGUGUCAAUUUGUCACACUGUCACAAUUGUCAUGAGUAAACGCCUCGUAUAAACACUUGUUAAGUUACAUAAAAAUACAAUAAAGCGGGAAAAUUUUAAAGUUUUAUAAUGAGUUAAUCAGGACGUUUUAUCUCUCUGGCAUGGAGAUUUGAGGAGUUAUACCGCAUCUCAUUUUCUAACAGAAGACGUAUUUUUCCUUGAAAAUGUAUUUAUUUUCCUAUCAUAUUUGUAUUUCAUCAUAGUGCUUCUUUAACAAUGGCAGCUGAAAUAAAGCCAGUACCUGGAACCAGUGCGCAACUGGUUAGCGGCCGUAAACCUCAGCUUUUAUCAAAGCUUGAAGGACAUCAGGAUGUUAUAAAUAUGGCUGUCUUAGUAAGAAAUGCAGAAGGUGUAAUUAGUGUUAGUGAUGAUAGAACAAUUCGUGUUUGGCUUAAAAGAGACACAGGACAAUAUUGGCCUAGCAUUUGUCAUUACAUGCCAUCUCCGGCAACAUGUGUUGUGUAUAGUGAAGAAACAAAACGUUUGUUUGUUGGCAUGGAUAAUGGUACUAUAUCAGAGUUUACAUUAGCAGAAGAUUAUAAUGCAAUGAAUCAUCAAAGAAAUUAUUUAGCCCAUCAAGGUCGUGUUGUAGACUUAGCAUUUUCCUUAUGGUCCGAGUGGGUGUUGAGUGUUGGACGAGAUAAGUACUUCCAGUGGCACUGCUCCGAAACAGGCCAACGUUUAGGUGGAUUUCAGUGCAAUGCUUGGUGCACUGCUGUGCAAUUUGAUGCACAAUCAAAACAUGUUUUCAUUGGAGAUUAUUCUGGUCAAAUUACAAUGUUAAAAAUUGAAGAAUCUGGUUAUAAGCCCAUUACAACAUUGAAAGGACAUUCAGGUAGUAUACGUUGUUUGUCUUGGGAUGCUGACCGUAAAUUGUUAUUCUCUGGAAGUUUUGAUCAAGCCAUCAUUGUGUGGGAUAUUGGAGGGCAACGCGGAACUGCAUAUGAGUUGCAAGGACACCAUAAUAAAGUAACUGCUUUAUGUUUUGCAAAUGCUUCAAAGUCACUUAUUUCUGGAUCUGAAGACAGUACCAUUGUUAUUUGGAAUAUGAAUGUUAAAAGAAUGGAAACUCCUGAAUGGGCAGACAGCGAUUACUGUCAGCGUUGUAGUAAGCCAUUCUUUUGGAAUAUCAAAGCAAUGGUUGACCAAAAAACAAUUGGAAUACGCCAACACCAUUGCCGCCGAUGUGGGAAAGCUGUUUGUGACAAAUGUAGCGGAAACCAGAGUAAAAUUCCUAUAAUGGGUUAUGAAUUUGAUGUCAGAGUAUGUGACGAAUGCCAUACACUUAUUACAGAUGCUGACCGAGUAUCAUUAGCUUCAUUCCAUGAUGCAAGGCACAGCAUAAUGCAUAUGGACUUAGAUGAGACUAGGUCUCAUUUACUUACUGUUGGAGCUGAUAAAGUCAUUAAGUUGUGGGAUGUGAGCAGUUUAUUACAUCAUUCAGUAUCCCAAGUCUGACAUCUCAUUUCAUGUGGCUGAUGGGAAAAAAAAAGGGAAAUUUGGAAGUUGUCACUUCCAAAUUGAAUCAAAAAUGGCUCCUGCAUUCCUCCUAAUCUAGCCAGUGGUGGACCACAGUUUUCUACAUGUUGGAUGAAACUCUAAUUUCAUUAGCAGCAGUUUAUAAACUUUUGAAAUUUUGUUUAGUUAAGUAUCUUUGAAAAAAAAUUGAAGUUCAGAUUUAUUUGUAAGAAUUUGAAAUGGAAAUAUAUAUUUUAUAAUUAA
Molecule: messenger RNA, 1771 nt
Organism: Uloborus diversus
Lineage: Eukaryota; Metazoa; Arthropoda; Arachnida; Araneae; Uloboridae
Gene: Wdfy2
Product: WD repeat and FYVE domain-containing protein 2-like
Exons: 13
Coding region: 266-1507 (413 amino acids)
Molecular function (GO): protein binding; metal ion binding
Source: RefSeq, a predicted model, not a curated record